AUGGCAGAAGACGCCCGUGAAGUCGCUGAAACCUCUCGGGAAGCCGUAACAACCCUGCCCAAAAAACCCUACACACCGCCGGCACCACCCACGGGCGCAAACGAGUAUGCCCGGCCCGCGCAGGCCACCCUCACAGAUGCUGUGAAGUCAAUUUCAAUGGAGGACUUUAAAAAUGUCCAUAUGCAGCCGUGCGUCCGUAACUCACUACUUUAUGGUAUUGGAACCGGGUUUGCGUUCGGAGGGUUGAGACUGGUUCUAGGAGCUUCCGUACCAAGAGCGGCGAACUGGGCGGCUGGUACAUUUGCGGGUGCUUCGCUCAUGACAUAUGAGUUCUGCCAGUUCCGGCGACACCGGGAAAAGGCGGGGAUGCAACGGGCGAUCGAGAUUAUUGAUCGGAGGAAGGCGGAGAGGGAAAAGCAAAUCGCAGAGAAGAAAGAGAAAUUGAGGAUUGAACGGGAAGAGAAGGCGAAGGCCGAAGAGGCGGCCAGGAUUGCGGCGAUGCGGCCGUGGUAUAAAUUCUGGUGA
Molecule: messenger RNA, 525 nt
Organism: Morchella sextelata
Lineage: Eukaryota; Fungi; Ascomycota; Pezizomycetes; Pezizales; Morchellaceae
Exons: 2
Coding region: 1-525 (174 amino acids)
Biological process (GO): mitochondrial respiratory chain complex IV assembly
Cellular component (GO): mitochondrial inner membrane; mitochondrion
Source: RefSeq, a predicted model, not a curated record